AUGCUGCUCGUACUGCGAUUUUACGAUAUGCUGAUCGACCUCGCCUCGAGUAUAGAUCAUGUGUACACACUUCAGCGGGAAUUACGAUAUGCUGAUCUACCAUGCACCAGCCGGUCCGUGCACGGUCAAACCCGGUUCGGCUCGGUGGACCGUUCGGGUCGACUUGUGCUGCGGUUGCCCACGUGGCACGGCUUGAUGAGACUUAGGUCUUGGCCAGUCGGUAAUAUUCAUCGUCAUUCAUCGCCAUCUGUCCAUAAGAUAUCAAUUCCAGUUCGACUUAUGCUUCCAAACUCAAUAAAUAUCAGGAAUUCCUUAAAGUGGGCUUCCAAUUUCAAUUUGCUUUCAUCGUCAUGCGGCGUUUCAUAUCCAAGAUUACCAAAUGGCAUUGGCGUCAAAGGAACUUCACCUGGUGGAAAUAUGUGUUCCUCGCGAGUAAAGGCUACUGUUGAAUCAGCUAUGAAUAUGGAUCACAUUUGGUUACUUCUUUUAGCAACUGGCAAUAUCAAGUUGUUUCCUGUGGCCAACAGUGCAAUCAUGCCUCUCCUUCCACACAACAGCAGUAAUGAACGUACAAUAAGAAGCUGCCUUGUUAAUGGAACCAUACUAAACAUGUACUCCACUUCAUGUGAAAAACUUCCAGCGGACACACCUAAAGAUAGUCAAGUAUCUGACAUGUUAUCCGACUCAUUCGGGAGGCUACAUACUUAUUUAAGGAUCUCGUUGACUGAACGUUGUAAUUUGCGGUGCCAGUACUGUAUGCCUGCUGAAGGUGCAGAGCUUACUCCUAACCCUCAGCUUCUAUCUCAGGAUGAGAUUAUUCGCCUAGCAAAUCUGUUUGUCACUUCUGGUGUUACCAAAAUUCGGCUGACUGGUGGUGAGCCGACUGUAAGGAAAAAUAUAGAAGAAAUUUGCUUGCAGCUCUCGAGGUUGAGUGGAUUAAAGACACUUGCAAUGACGACUAAUGGAAUCGUCCUGGCUAAUAAACUUCCGAGGUUAAAGGAGUGUGGGCUUAGUUUACUCAACAUAAGUUUAGACACUUUGGUUCCGGCCAAAUUUGAAUUUAUGACUAGGCGAAAGGGACAUGAAAGAGUGUUGAAGUCCAUAGAUGCUGCUAUAGAGUUGGGAUAUAAUCCUGUCAAAGUAAAUUGCGUUGUUAUGCGUGGAUUCAAUGAUGACGAAAUAUGUGAUUUUGUUGAGCUGACACGCGAGAAGCCAAUCAAUGUACGGUUUAUUGAGUUCAUGCCAUUUGACGGGAACAUAUGGAAUGUGAAGAAACUUGUACCUUACGCUGAACUUAAGGAUAUUGUGGGUAAACAAUUUACAGGGCUAAAAAGGAUUCAGGAUGACCCCACAGAGACAGCCAAGAAUUUCUCUAUCGAUGGACAUCAGGGUACAGUUUCUUUCAUUACAUCAAUGACGGAACAUUUUUGUGCCGGUUGUAAUAGAUUGAGACUUCUAGCUGAUGGGAACUUUAAAGUUUGCCUCUUUGGUCCUUCGGAGGUUAGCUUGAGGGACCCUCUACGAAGUGGUGCUGAUGAUAGUGAACUUAAAGAGAUUAUUGGGGCAGCGAUCAAAAGGAAGAAGUCGGCUCAUGCUGGAAUGUUUGACAUCGCGAAGACGCCAAACAGACCAAUGAUACAUAUUGGUGGCUAGUGUCUAUGAGCCAUUUUGCAUAAUUAUGUAUGUUACUCUCAGCUGGAUUUUGUUUUACUCUUUGCUUAAGCUGUGGUUUUCUCUUUUCUGUAUGCAACUUAGCAGAAUGAAGAUUUGCACCCACAUUCUCAAUAGAGAAUCUACUCUCAUUCAAAUACAUUUUUCCUUCUGCUAUAAUAAAUCUCAGCGCAUAUGUAACUAUGAUUGACAUCUAUUUAACUUCAGUGAAUGAACUGUGAGCCGGUGUUAGAUGAAACUCAUUACCAGUGGACUUUGGAUGUGCUGCAGUUAGUAUAAUUAUUUUGAGCUAUUCCCUGCUGUUUUAUGUAAGUUUUAUUUGCAGUUGAAAUGAUCUGUCGUUCUGUCUAACUGCUCCAUGGAACGAGCACUAUUGGUUGUAAAGUUUUCUUAUUGGAUGUGAAAGUGCGUCCCCAAGUGCUAAGGGCAUAUAGAAAUGGAUAAUUUCUAUUCAUAACUUAAAUGCUAAGGCAAAACCUCUAAAUUGCUCGUGUGGAAUUUCUAUACUCACGAUUUGCUUAUGCCGUCGAUCACGCUCCCAUGGAAGAAGAGAGGAACUAAAUGAGAAUGUUUCAAAUGAAGCCAUGUUCUUGUGACAACUCUUAAGGAUGUACAUUAUCACUUUAGAACUUUAAAAGUUUAAUAGAGUGAAAUUUUCAAGUUCCUUUUGGAAAAUACCAAUGCUGUUUUUCUCAUACAGUUUUGAUGUAUAUUAUCGUCGUCUUUGAGCAGCAAUUCUACCCAUCAUACCAAAAAUAGAAACACAGUUCGGGGGAGAGAGAGAUUAAUAUUUAUCUUGUUUGAUAACUUUCAGACUGACAUAUAUAAUGCACGGAAGACAAUCCCAUUUGUGUUUUUCAGUAUGGCUUAGAACUUGGCUCUUAUGGCUUGCCCUAAUUGGUC
This is a messenger RNA of Striga asiatica, 2574 nucleotides long. NCBI's taxonomy places the organism in Eukaryota, Viridiplantae, Streptophyta, Magnoliopsida, Lamiales, Orobanchaceae. The record is from the annotation of a GenBank genome assembly.